GCUCUCGGCUCUGUUGUUGUUUUCGCUCCAGCCUCAGCCCGAGGUCUAGGCCGCUCCCGGGCUGUUCGCAUGCAGCACAAUGGUUCGGCGUCUCCUGGUUCUGUGGAGGGAAGCGACAGGGAGCGCCAGCCGCCCCUGUCCUUCAGCCAGCUGCCCAUCGCCACCACGACGCGAGUGAGACGCUUCAUCCAGGAGCGGCGGGCGCUGCCUCUGCCCAGAGUGAUGGUGGUGUUCUCGGCCGCGGGGGACAGCGACAAACCGGGCAAUGCCAUGAUCAGCUCGGACUCCCCCGAAGGCAGCGCUCGGAAGGCUCCCCCCUCGUCCCCGGGCCCGAACCUGAGUCUGACCAGGCCUCUCCGGUCUUCUCUUGGGGGACAGGAGCAGGAGUUCCCUGAGAUCCUGUCGCUAAACGUUGGGGGCACAUACUUCACCACACGCCUGUCCACGCUGCAGCGCUAUGACGACACCAUGCUGGCCGCCAUGUUCAGUGGACGCUACCACAUACCCCAGGACUCCGAGGGACGCUACUUCAUCGACCGCGAUGGACACUACUUCGGGGACGUCCUAAACUUCCUACGAGAGGGAGAGCUGCCACCCCGAGAGCGUGUGCGAGCGGUGCACAGGGAGGCUCAGUACUACUCCAUCGGACCCCUGCUGGAGCAGCUCGAGGACACUCAGCCUCUGACUGGGGAGAAGGUCCGCCAGGCCUUCCUCGACCUGCUGCCCUACUACAGAGACAACCUAGAGCGUAUCGUGGAGAUUGCCAAACUACGCGCCAUGCAGAAGAAGGCCCGCUUUGCCAAGCUGAAGAUCUGUGUUUACAAAGAGGAGAUGCCCAUAACGCCGUACGAGCGGCCGCUCUUUAACUCUCUGCGCUUCGAGCGCUCGGACAGUGAGGCUAAGCUGUUUGAGCACCACUGUGAGGUGGACGUGUCGUUUGGGCCGUGGGAGGCUGUGGCAGACGUCUAUGACCUGCUGCACUGUAUUGUGAGUGACCUGGCAGAGCGUGGCAUCUCCGCAGAGCAGCAGUGUAUCGGAGUGUGUGACAAACACCUCAUCAACCACUACUACUGCAAGAGACCCAUCUACGAGUUCAAGAUCACCUGGUGGUGACACAAUGAGACAUGUACCUACGCUGAGGACCAAGCCUGCAGCUCCAAUACAAUCCUAUGGAUGUGUAAUGCCCUACUUUAGGUUUAAGAGACUUUAUAUAGCUGUAGACAAUAGCUACACAUCAAAUGUUUUAUUUCAGGUUAAAAACUGUCAUGUAGAACACUUGACCCACUCUAUGCCUCAUGUAAGUUUGUGAUGGUUUCAUAAAAACUAACCAUUGUUUAACCAAUGCUGCAGCUCAGGGGCCAUAUAAAGCUCGUUUAAGCUCCGCACCAGGUUAGAACUGCUGUGUAGAACUUUAUGAUCCCAAUUCCUCCUCACAUUUGCAACGAUGUCCACAGCAAAACACUACUUCCAUUUGAAUCCUACUUUUAAAUGUGCAAGAGCUACACAUAAUCCACUACGGAGCUAUGAAGUGUUGUUUUAAACUGAAUGUUUUCUAAGAGCGUUGUCGCUCCAGGCCAACACUGCACUAUCACAACAGAACCCUGACUGUUGCUCUUGCGUUUAUGUUAUAAUAUAGAUGUUAUUUAUUUAAUAUUGUCUUGCAUAAAUGUUUUUAUAUCCAA
Boleophthalmus pectinirostris (great blue-spotted mudskipper) is the source of this 1682-nucleotide messenger RNA. RefSeq names its product potassium channel tetramerization domain containing 7 (gene kctd7). Bases 70 to 1113 code for a protein of 347 amino acids. The transcript is spliced from 4 exons. NCBI's taxonomy places the organism in Eukaryota, Metazoa, Chordata, Actinopteri, Gobiiformes, Gobiidae. Gene Ontology annotation, biological process: protein homooligomerization. Gene Ontology annotation, molecular function: protein binding. The record is from RefSeq and is a predicted model, not a curated record.